Messenger RNA from Schistosoma intercalatum, 3595 nucleotides. The record is from the annotation of a GenBank genome assembly. NCBI's taxonomy places the organism in Eukaryota, Metazoa, Platyhelminthes, Trematoda, Strigeidida, Schistosomatidae.
AGAAAAAGCCCUAUAUGUUAAUUUCACUAGACGUUUGAUGAGCAGAAAAAAAACAUUAACACAAUCAUUUGGAACUACUUACUCAUUAAUUUGAUUUGUAAUUUCUACUUGGAACUGGACUAACUACUAGAUACACCCAUCUCAUACUUCUCAUAUCAUGUAUCAAACUUAUCAGUCUGUUCAUUCAUUUGGUGCACACACCAAAAGUACAAAAGCAUAUAUAUAUAAUUUCAAGUGAUUGCUGUACCACUCAUAUUCCAAAGUGAAACCCUGGAAGAAAAAACCUAUCCAACUGUCAAUACAAUUGCUAAAAUGAAUAACAGUAAUUAUACCAUUAGUAUCAAUGAAAACAAUGAAACAAUAACUACGACAGUGAGCAGUAUCGAAGGAACUGGAGGUGUUGUGGAAAUACAAACUGAAACUUGUGACGACCCAUUAAAAGAAUUUGUAUCUCCUGUACGUGGUAUACCACGUUGUUGUCGUAAAUGUGAACCCGGCAAUGGUAUGUUACGUUUAUGCUCAAAUACAGAAGAUACACAAUGCCGACCAUGUAAACCAGGUUUUGAAUUUUCGCCUUUUAGAAGUGCAACAAAAAAAUGUUUGCACUGUCGACGUUGUGAAGAGAUUCAUCCACUGGCGAAAACACGUAAUGAAUGCACUCCCAUAACAGACACAAUAUGUCAAUGUGAAAAACCAUACUAUAUGUCAGAAAAAGAACAAACAUGCAAACCAUGCACUGUUUGUAAACCUGGUGAAGGUAUAGUACAGGCAUGUGGUUGGAAUUCCGAUACACAAUGUCAAUCAUGUCCGGCUGGUUUCUGGUCUGCACAAAGUAUUGAUAAUGUAAAGUGUAUACCUUGUCAAUCAUGUGGAAAAGAUCAAGUUUUAGUAAAACAAUGUUCACCAACAUCAGAUACUCUUUGUUGUCCAUUAAAUAAUCCCAACUGUACACAUGAAUUGUCAAUGUAUUUCGUAUCAGAUACAACAACAAUAAGACCAUCUGAACUACAUAUUAAAAACUCGAAAGAAUAUGAUAAAUUCGAUGAAAAUGAAAUGAAAGAUGAGAUUGAAAUGAAAGAUUUAAAUUGGCAAAAUUUAUUACCAAAAUCAUCAUCUGAUCAAUUAGAGAAUAGAACUUAUCCAAUGCAAAUACAAACAGCAUUUCGUAUUGAUGACUAUUCAGCAUACGACCAAGAAUCGGAUACAUCAAACAAUAAUAACAAAUCUAAUCAAAUGUUACCAAUUUAUUGUUCCAUCAUGGGUUUAAUAAUUAUUUCAUUAUUAUGUUAUGUUGUAUACAAAUUAUGGCGACAAAGAGAAGCGUCAAAAAAUGCCAAAUUAACUGAUUCGUACAAUAGUAACAAAACUGAUUUAUUAGAUAGAACAUCUUGUUUGGAUAAUAAUCAUUUACAACAUCGAAGAAUCUCAUCAGGUUUCAUAAAUAAUAAUAAUAAUAAUGCUCAUUUACCAAAUCAUUCACCUCAGUCUACAACUGAACUUAAUAACACUAUUAAUUCAACACCCGAUAACGAUAUUAAUAAUCAUCUUCAAUUUAAUGAUAUUAUUGUUGGUCAUGAAAAAGCACCAUUACUUGGGAAAUUAGAUCAUUCAAACAGCUCAUUUAGUAAUUUUGAACAAAAACCAAUAUCAGUAAUUCCAAUGAAUAUCCUAGGAGUUAUUUGUUAUCGUUUAUCUCAACACGGAUGGCAGGAACUGGCUAAUAUAAUGGAUUUAGAAACAAGCAAAUUUGAUCAAUUACCCUCAGAGGUAACAUCAGACUUAUUAUCAGCUGCUAUGGAAGCUCAAAAUACUGUUGAAUCCCAUUUAAAACUAUGUAAUCAAGAUAACCCUAAUACAAUACAAUCAAUCACUAAUAACAAUCCUAAAAAUAACUUAACAAUGACCGUUUCAAUGUUCCAAUAUAUGUGUCUACAAAAUGUGAAUUUAGGUCAACUAAUGAAUUCUUUACAAAAACUUAAUCGUUCAGAUCUUGUCGCCUUAAUUCAACAACACACUGGAAUAAUAAAAUUGAAAAAAUCUAUCAAUCAUUCAAAUGAAGAAUAUAAAGAUAAAACAAAAUCAAUGAAAUCCAAAGAAAUUUUCCAAAUAGAAAACUAAUUACAAUUCUUUAUUCCUAAUAUAAAUAGAUUAUCAUUGAAUAAAGAAAAUAUUUAAUUAGUUUUACUAGAAUAGUACUUUUAAUCUAAGUCAAAAUAAUCAUAGCCUUUCAUUAAUUUACUUUACCCUAAAUCAAACAUUAUAAUUAAUUUACAGGAUGAAAGGAUAAAAUACAUUGUUGAAUUAUAAGAUCUUUUUUAAUACUUUUUACAGUUUAAUUAUAUUUCAUUAUUAUGUAACAACAAUAACAAUAACAAAUCAUCUAUUUGCUAUUUAAUUUUAAAAUUAUUUCAAACCAGUGAACUAUUAAACAUUUUUUUCUAUUGACAAUUGAAUGCAUUUCAAACAAAAAGAAUAUCACAAUGAAACAAUAGUACAUAGAGAGUCAAGGCAUGAAAUUAAACAAAACUUCGUCAAUAUAAAAUACCCAUUCUUACUUUUCUUUUGUGUGUAUGUGUGUGUGUGUGUGUUUAAUCAAAUAUAUACUUGUUAUAUGUUAUUGAUAUGUUUCAUGGUUUUAUCUCUGUAUAUUGUGUGCUAACUUGUUCAUUUGUCAAAUAUCCAACAUCUUUUUUAAUUCAAACAUUUAAUAAAAUCGUUUAUCUGAUCAUGUUAUUUUGUUGAAUUUUUCUAUAAUAAAAACAAACAAACAUACACUUGAGUGUUAACUUGAACAAUGUUAAAUAAGAAUUGAAUGGUUUCAUUUGUGUAAAAUAUAAUAAGUGUUUAUCUUCUAUACCGGAAAUAUAUUUCAAUAAUGAUAGAAUAUUCUUAACAAUGGUUGAAUGAUGUAUGACAUAAAAGAAAAUAUAAACAGAACUAGAAAUUGUUUAUUAAUUAGCCGGUGAUCAAUCUAUUAAAAAAAUAACACAACAUAUAUAUUGACAAUUGUGUUUAAUGAUCUAUUGCUUUUAUUGUAAGUUUCCAAUUUCUUUUUAUCAAUAUUACAAAACUAACAAUAACUAUUGUUACUAUUCCCUUUUAUUAUUCAUAUCGCCUAUUUGAUUAUAAAUUAAUAGUUAUUUAAAGAAUCUUUAUACAACUGUUUACCUAUUCUCAUGUUUGUUUUGUUUUUGUUUUUCUGAAUAAAAUAGGAUAAAAUAAUAUUCAAUGUUAAUUGAAUACAUUUAUUGAGACAUUUUGUACAUAAUGAAUCGCCUUACAUAUUAAAAUCCAUUUUAUAUUGAGAUAUAAACAAUAAGUGUUUUUUUUCUUCUUUUUUUAACAUGCUCUAUUCCCCAUUUAUUUUUUGUUUUGCUUCUUUUCAUGCAUAAAAUGCAAGAAAAAGUAAUCAUAAUAAAACUUAAUAUGAUAGCAUAUAUUACUUAUUAAUUAGGUUGAUUUCCUUAUUGUUUCUUACUUAUUUGAAUUUUUCUGUACAAAUUACAAUUACUUUUACUGAACACACAUACAUGUAUACUUCUGCCAUUAUGUUUUCUUUGCUUUGAAUAAAUUUAUGAUAUUUCACUCUGAUAGU